Zalophus californianus (California sea lion) is the source of this 1064-nucleotide messenger RNA. It is a transcript of the gene AKIP1, whose product is annotated as A-kinase interacting protein 1. The record is from RefSeq and is a predicted model, not a curated record. Gene Ontology annotation, biological process: regulation of non-canonical NF-kappaB signal transduction. The coding region runs from base 155 to 763 and encodes 202 amino acids. The transcript is spliced from 6 exons. NCBI's taxonomy places the organism in Eukaryota, Metazoa, Chordata, Mammalia, Carnivora, Otariidae. Gene Ontology annotation, cellular component: nucleoplasm.
AGGGGCCGCGGCCCGGCGCAGAAAGAAGGCGUGACCGACGCAGGCCACAGGCCCCGCCCCUCGCCAAUGGCCUGCUACGCCGGCGCUGGGUGCUACAGGCCCACUCUCCCACACAACUCUGAGCGCAUGCGCCUAAAGAAGCGGGCUGGGAGACAUGGAGAACUGUCUGGCGGCCGCGGCGCUGAACGGGGUGGACCGACGUGCCCUGCAGCGCACGGCUAGGCUGGGCCAAGAAGUGCUGGAGCGGGCCAAGAGGAGGGCGGUGGACUGGCAUUCGCGGGAGCUUCCCAAAAGCGGCGUGGGGGUCACUUCCCGAGAGCGGCCCUACCGAGAAAGACGGCCCGCAGCUGGCCCCCAGCGCCUGCUCCUGGGAGAGAGAGAAGAAAGACAACCAACCCUAAGUGCUUCCUUCAGAACAAUGGCAGAAUUCAUGGACUAUACUUCAAGUCAGUGUGGGAGAUACUAUUCAUCUGUGCUGGAGGAAGGAGGGGCGGUCCAUGUCUCUCGGUAUCACAGAGGGAAGUCGGGGCUGCACUGGUGCUGGGACAGUGGGGACGGCCAGAGAAAAGACACCUCCGUUGGUCUUGGAGUUAUCUCUCACGUGUCAGCAGCGUCCCAGCCUGCUGAGAACACCUCUAAGGACCUCUACAUAGAAGUAUAUCCAGGGACCUAUUCUGUCACUGUGGGUACAAAUGACUUAACCAAGACUCAGGUGGUAGCAGUCGACUCGGGACAAAGUGUGGACUUGGUCUUCCCUGUAUGACGUGGACCAUCAUGGCUAUCCCAUCACCUUUUUUUUAAGUAGCUAGAAGAAUAAAGUCACCAUAUUAUUCUUUACAUAUUUACCCAGUGAUCCUACUUUCAGGGCUGACUGUAGAGGGUCAGCCUUCCUGGGAAUUGGAGUUUGUCUCUUUCAGUGCCUAUUUUAACUUAAACGUCUAGAAGCCCCCCCACCCCCGCUUUCUGCUGAAAGUCAUACUGUAAUGAUGCUGUCUCAAUAGUUUUUAACUGCUUACUUUCCAGGUGAAGGUUACUUAUGAUAAUAAAGGGAGCGAUUUUGGAAA